Molecule: messenger RNA, 384 nt
Organism: Cadophora gregata
Lineage: Eukaryota; Fungi; Ascomycota; Leotiomycetes; Helotiales; Ploettnerulaceae
Exons: 1
Coding region: 1-384 (127 amino acids)
Source: RefSeq, a predicted model, not a curated record
AUGACCAUCAGAACGAGGAAAAGGAAUCAGAGACAGAAUUCGUCUCGGAGAGGUGGAUCCCGAAGAGGGCACAUUACACGGAUUGAUGUACGCCAUUGUUAUUUUGACGAGGAGAUUGAGAGUCAAGAGCGGGAACAAGAAGAAUGGCAAGGACCGCAGCUCGACCAGACUGAACCUCCCAAACGACAUGAACAGACCACUGAGGUUGUGCAGCCAGAAACAGAGCAGCCGGAUAUGGUAGUGGAAGAAAUGAGGCAGAGCACCCUCAAAAGAAGGAGAGUGGGGCAACGUGAGCUCAAGAGCUUGCACGGAGGAAAUUCCGAUGAUCAUGAGCCUAUGGGAAGGUCUAGGGACAGGAAGCCACCCCAGCGGUAUGGAUAUUAG